AUGACCGUGGAAACUAACGACGGGUUAAACUCAGAACGUCACGUCAACACCUCUUGCUGUUCCAGAGCUGGCUGCUCUCCUCCUGCUAUCACUCACUGCUGCAACAUCUGUGAACCAGAGUACUCACCGUUUCUUACCAACGAACACAUUCCAACAAGUCGACCAAGGAUGAAAAAAUUGAAGGAUUAUACUCGAGGAGAAGCUGAGGUUGAGUUGCGAAGGGUAAUAGCUGUUGAAAGGGACGCGUGGUUUCUUCGGAAGUUGGGCCCUCAUGCGAUGCUCAUGCCUGAAGCUCUGUGGCCUGACAGUGCAGUAGACGCUAUCGUCGACUGGGCACAUGAGGGCAAGUUGGAUACUGUCGAAAGCUUCUGCAAUCUCAUUACAUGGGCCUAUGCAGAGGAGCUGGCACCGAAGCUGUUGGAAAAAAUCCGGGCGUACACACCAUCAUUGCCAGCACCUCCUCCGCCUCCCCUACCACCUCCUUCUCCGUUCAUAUCUACCGCCGGAAAAUUGCACCGGGACGUUGCAGUUGCUGUCAAACCGUGGGUCAUCGCAGUACGUGGAAUGCUUAGUGUGAUUUUCAAACUCUAA
Molecule: messenger RNA, 591 nt
Organism: Lentinula edodes (shiitake mushroom)
Lineage: Eukaryota; Fungi; Basidiomycota; Agaricomycetes; Agaricales; Omphalotaceae
Exons: 2
Coding region: 1-591 (196 amino acids)
Source: RefSeq, a predicted model, not a curated record